AUGAAGUUCUCAGUCGCUAUCUUCGCUAUCUUCAGCACCGUCGCCAUGGCGGAACUUACCAAGGUUCCCCGGUCGCAGAAGGCGGUUGCCCGACAGGCCGACGCAGCGGCGCAAGUCCAGACCGCCGUCAUGGCUAGUGCUGAUGGAGGUAUCGUUCCUUUUGAUACCGCCGGCGUCUACAAGGCCAGCACCGACAAGGGCUUGUAA
This is a messenger RNA of Hypoxylon trugodes, 207 nucleotides long. RefSeq lists its product as uncharacterized. NCBI's taxonomy places the organism in Eukaryota, Fungi, Ascomycota, Sordariomycetes, Xylariales, Hypoxylaceae. Bases 1 to 207 code for a protein of 68 amino acids. The record is from RefSeq and is a predicted model, not a curated record. The transcript has 2 exons.